Molecule: messenger RNA, 4205 nt
Organism: Marchantia polymorpha subsp. ruderalis
Lineage: Eukaryota; Viridiplantae; Streptophyta; Marchantiopsida; Marchantiales; Marchantiaceae
Source: the annotation of a GenBank genome assembly
GAGACCGGGAAGGAGGAGGAAGAGGAGGAGGAGGAGAGAACUUCUGGAAGUGGAGGACGAAGGCAAGGGGAGGGGGAGGGGAGGGAAGGGAAGGGGAGGAUCGGUGUUCGAACACCGAUCGUUCUGAUGUUCGAUCGAAUUCCGCGCAAUUGGUGAGGCUGGCGUCGAGAGGGCCGCUGCAUCGGAUUGCGGAAGAGACGAGAAGCCAGGCGAGUACACGAUGGCGCAGGUGAGGACCCGGCGGAAGGAGGAGGUAGAGGAUUUCGUUUUGAAGAAGGUGUUGCAGGUGACGCUGACGCCAGGGCCGAAUGAUGGCCCCGGGAGUGGUUCCGGAAUGGUGUAUUUGGAACAGCUUGCCGCAGAGCUGCUGAGUGAGGAUAAAGAGUUAGCUCUGUCGAAAGAUUUGUUGGAGAGGGUGUUGAUGGAUAGGCUGUCCGUUUACAGAGAAGGAACCGGGCCACCGUUUCUUUACCUGAUAGGAUGUUACAGGAGGGCUCUGGAGGAAGGCAGGAAGGUGCAGAACAUGAAAGACAAGAAAAUUCUCGCCGAGAUACAGGACACAUUGAGUCAGGUCAAGGAGUUGUGCGUUUCUUAUGCAGGGAACAUAUGCCUCUACCCGGAUAUGUUCCCACAGCCUGUAAUUGCCGCUGAGGACAAGCAUUCCGAUUUUUUGGAACUGAUUUUGGCCGAAGUUGCGCCUUCGAUAGGGUUCGAUCCUGGAACCAGCGGUGGCGGACCCGCCGGACCAUCUUUGCCACACGGGUUUCUUGAACACUUCGUGAAGCGAUUUGAGGAGGAUGGUGUGGAGGAAAUUUUCAAUAAGGUCUUCAAAGACUUACAGCAAAGUGUGAUGAAGGUUUCUCCUUUAGGUCCAUUUCAAGGGCCUUUGAGAGCAUUAGUUUUAUUGGCAUCCUAUGCGCCUUUGGCUAAGGUGCUGGUGAAGCAUCCUGCAUGGCAUCCUCAAGGCGAAUUUGUCAAUGGAAGGGUAUUGGAAGUGAGCAGCAUUCUAGGGCCCUUCUUUCACAUUAGCGUCAUUCCUGACCAUCCGGUUUUCGGGAACGGUGAUCCUAAUGUUGGUAUACAAUAUUUCUCUGAUGCUGCGAAUCGAAGGCCUGCAGACAUCAAUUCCGCCUCUGCAACAAUAAAAACUAUGUUGCAUCAACUCUAUGAUGGACUUCAUGAAUUGUUAUUGAAGCUUCUCCGUUCAUCUGAUACUCGGGAACCCGUUCUUCAUUACCUUGCUGAUCUAAUUCAAAAGAAUGCCAAGAGAGAAGCUAUUCAGUCAAAUCCAUUCAUCAACGCCAGCAACGGAAUGUUUGUUUGUCUGAGUGCCGUGAUGCUGAGGCUAUGUGAACCUUUUCUGGACCCACAGUCCUCUAAGAAAGAUAAGAUUGAUGCUGGUUACGUGCUUCACAAAGGCCGAGUUGAUUUCAGUUCUUUGACAGCACUGCAUGCAACUUCCGAGGAGGUCGCAAAAUGGGUGGACAAGCGUAAUUUCGCCCGUGCAGAGGGAUUUCGUCAAGCACAACUACAGAAAGAACAAGAAGAACUUCGACGAUUGCAGUCUCAUGAGGCCACCACGUCUAAUAAUGGUGCUCACAGUUCUUUAUCCGGACCUGGCCAAGCAGCCUCAGAGCAAGUUAACUACUCGUUCAUUUGCGAAUGCUUCUUUUUAACGGCACGAGUAUUAAAUUUGGGACUUAUGAAGGCUCUUUCAGAUCUCAAGACUCUUCUCACGGAUCUGAAUCGACAAAAAGAAGCCGUAAAAACUCUGAAGGGCUUGCGGGGUCCAGGAGCCCCGCCCGAGUUGGAGAAUGAACUGAAUCAAGCGAAGGCACUGGUGGAUAGACUCUCAAUGGAUAGACUUUGCUACGAGGCACAACUGGUUAAGGAUGUAGAUAUCAUGCAGGAUGCCUUGAAGUUUUACAGGUUGAUGGUGGUUUGGCUCGUCAGUCUCAUAGGGGGUUUCAAGAUGCCCCUACCAACACCUUGUCCGAUGGAGUUUGCCUCGAUGCCAGAACACUUUAUUGAAGAUUCAUUGGAGCUACUUCUGUUCGCUUCGCGUAUUCCCAGAGCUUUAGAUGGGUUUGUUCUGGAUGAAUUUAUGAGCUUCAUUGUAAUGUUCAUGGGAAGCCCGUUGCACGUGAAAAAUCCAUACUUACGGGCGAAGAUGGUGGAGGUGUUAAACGUUUGGAUGCCUGGCAAAAGUUACUCCCCAGUACUUCAGAACUCCAUGGCUUCUCUUUUUGAAGGACACCAGAUGGCUUUGCAGUAUCUAGUUCCAAAUCUUCUCAAGCUCUAUGUCGACAUUGAGUUUACGGGUUCGCAUACGCAGUUCUAUGAUAAAUUCAACAUUCGUCAUAACAUCUCAGAACUCCUGGAGUACCUGUGGCUUGUACCAUCACAUCACAACUCUUGGAAACAGAUUGCUGUGACUGAAGAGAAGGGCUCGUACUUGAAGUUUCUCAAUCUUUUGAUCAACGAUAGCAUCUUCCUUCUUGAUGAGAGUCUCAAGAAAAUACCCGAGUUGAAAGAGAUGGAGGCAGAAAUGGCGAAUACUGCAGAGUGGCAACGAAGGCCUCCGCAGGAACGACAGGAGAGGAUGCGGCUUUUUCAUCAACAGGAGAACGUUGUGCGAAUUGAUAUGAUUUUAGCAAACGAGGAUGUGAAAAUGUUGCAGUACACCUCUGCGGAAAUAACGGCUCCGCUUUUGCUUCCUGAGAUGGUGGAAAGAAUAGCAGCUAUGCUGAAUUAUUUUCUGAUGCAACUGGUUGGGCCGCGACGGAACGCCCUCAAACUCAAGGAGCCUGAAAAGUAUGAGUUCAGGCCGAAGGAGCUCCUCUGUCAGAUUAUGGAUAUCUAUGUACAUCUCGCAAGAGGAGAUUCGAAGGGAGUAUUUGCGAAAGCUAUCUCAAGUGAUGGACGAUCUUAUCAACACGAGAUAUUCGUGGCCGCGGUCGAAGUUGUUGGGAAGUACCAGUUGGUUCUGCCAGAGACAACAGUUCAAGACUUUUUGGCUCUAGCACAAAAAGCUCAUGAAGCGUCCGUUGAAGCCAUGGAUACAGAAGCUUUGUUGGGUGACAUUCCGGACGAGUUCUUAGACCCCAUUCAGUAUACCUUGAUGAGAGACCCAGUGAUCUUACCUUCAUCAAAGACGACUCUCGAUCGGUCUACCAUUCAGAGACAUCUUCUGAGUGAUCAGACCGACCCCUUUAAUCGUUCAAUACUGACUGCUGAUAUGCUUAUUCCGCAUACCGAGUUAAAAGCAAAAAUCGAGGCGUUUUUAUACUCGCACAGGCAAUGACGCAAGAAUACGAUGUUCAGUGGUAUCUGUAAAUUAUUAGGGCUCAAAAGCUGUUUUGUAGCCUGAUGCCAGGGAGGGGAGGCAGUCCCACAAAAGAGGAAGAACUUGGUUCUGAAGUUUUCACCUGCAUCAUGUGAAAAUUUGGAAGGCGAACUUGUGUGCCUGGAUUAUUGGAGUCCAUGCAUGCACGCAAUAGGAUAUUUCUUUCUGUGUGCAAUGAGCAGAAGGAGACCCAGUGGAGUAGAGUGGCUCUAAAGGAAGCUACUAGGCGUGGUCACAUUGUGGUUUGGCUCUGAACACGACUGACAAGCAAAUGCCUGAACACGAUAGACUAGCAGGUCGUGGGCGCAGCCGAAUGUUGUGAAUAAUGGGUUUGACAUUCUUUGAACUAGACUGAGCUGGAAACUAGUUUUCAAUAUCAUUAUGCUAGUUCCGUUCAAGGAUUGUUGGACCUAAGUUACUGGUAAAGCCAGCAAGUCUUAAGCAAGGUUGCCUUGGACUUUGUACAGCCUGAAUCAUGUUUGCGAGUUGGGAGAUAUUUAUAUUAUUUUGGAUUACCUCCUGUGCACACUUCACUUCGUUGUUCACGUCGUGUACGUGCCGCAGUCGAUCGGGUUUUUUUUUGGAAAGCGCACCGGUCGUUGUGUCUGUAGCAAAACUAUGAACGGAAGCUAGCAAUCCAAACGUAAACCAUAGGGAAGCAAUUGAGCCUGAGUGGUUUCUGGGAUAUCGAUCCCUCCCAAGGUCUGGAUAGAAAUUAUUGUCAUGUUGGAGUGACUAAGACAGGUCACUUGACCAAGUCCUGUCUAGUUCCACAACUGUCUUAUUUUGACCAGCGGAGCCUAUGGAGUCAAGUUAUCAUCUGACUUCAAGGUGAUACCGUUCAUCAUUCCUGAUAUCC